AUGCAUGCUAAACCGAGUGAAGAUUCGAAAGGAGAAAUAAAAGAUGCAGAAAAAGAAGAUGUCCUGAAAAAGAAGAAAGAAAAAAGGAAAACAUCGACCAAGGAAGAGGAAGAGUACACGGAUUUUGAAGAAGUGGAUGCUCCCAUGAAACCUGCGGUGGUCGAGAUUCUUUCGAAAGAGAAACAAGUUGGAGUGUUUCCUGGAGAGGAGGCCAUCUGUGUAGUGAGGAAGCCAGCAGAAAAAAAGCAAGGAAUCGAUAUCAGAAUUGACAAAAAACAGACAGCUGCUAGGGAAAGCUGUGUCAAAAAAGGAUCGUCCUUCAACAACGGCUUAGGCGCAGAAGUGGACGACAAUAAGGAUCGCUCUCCUCAUGGGCGUACCAGUCGCUCAGUAUACGGUUUUCUCAACAGCACUACUCAGGAAACUCGCAUUUUUGCACGGUACGGGAAACGAGCGUUGCCAACAAUCCAACCCUGUCCUUGCCCAGAAAAGAAAACCGUAAGUAUUAUGUAG
Molecule: messenger RNA, 513 nt
Organism: Cooperia oncophora
Lineage: Eukaryota; Metazoa; Nematoda; Chromadorea; Rhabditida; Trichostrongylidae
Source: the annotation of a GenBank genome assembly